AAUCUGUCUCUAUAUCUAGUCUGUGGCUUUACAUAAUUUUGAGAUUUUCAUAUAAUAAAAGAAGGAGCAAACAACAUCAUUACAAAGUAAUUUAUAUUUAUAAUGGGCCUAAUCCGGUUAGUACGAGAAUUAAAAUUUAAGGACGCAGAGCGAUUAUGGUUUAUAGUAAAGACCACAAUUGUUGGUGGAACUGUAUAUUACACCUGUCAAGAAGGCUUGUGGUCAAAAUCAGAAGAUACAGCCAAAUUGUAUGGAAAAUUAUAUAACAGUAUUGCUCCUUAUGUUAAACACAAUGCUCCAAGGGAAAUAAUCUCUCAGGUGGAACAUCUACCUAGUAUAAAUUGCAUAGUAAAUGGCACAAAAAUGUAUUGGAACAGAGGUGUUAUGAGCUCAAUGAAAUUUAUUUCUAACCUACCUGAUCAUGCAUGCAAUGGUGUGAACAAAAUAAAAGAAGCUAUAGAAAAAAAUUUGAAAGAACAAAAACAAUAAAUAGAAAUUAAAAGUUUCCAUGAUACUGUCGAAACCACUCUUUAUUUAACUUAUAUAGUGAAUUUAUUUUGUAUAUUGCAAUACUUUUACAAUGUGGAGAUCUGUAUAGCUCACCAUAUACAUAUUUAGUUGCUCUUGUAUAAAAUGCUCUUUAUAAGAGUAUAUGUGUUCAUAUGUUACAUUAAUAAACACGUUUAAAAAACAUCAUUUUCUAUAUAA
Messenger RNA from Megalopta genalis, 708 nucleotides. Its product is annotated as MICOS complex subunit MIC13 homolog QIL1. Gene Ontology annotation, biological process: cristae formation. The record is from RefSeq and is a predicted model, not a curated record. Lineage: Eukaryota; Metazoa; Arthropoda; Insecta; Hymenoptera; Halictidae. Gene Ontology annotation, cellular component: mitochondrial crista junction; MICOS complex.